GCGCAAACUCCGUUUUUCUCCUUCAUCGUGCCCUACCUUGGCAAGUAGCUAGCUAGCUAGUUGUAACAACAGGGCAAGCAAGCGACGGAGGAGGCUACCCAGAGAGGAAUAUUGUGCUGUUGUAGCAUUGUAUUCACCGUAAAGAAAAGGCACAAUGGCUGUACCUCCCUCAUACUCAGACUUGGGGAAAUCUGCCAAGGAUAUCUUCAGCAAGGGUUAUGGUUUUGGAAUUGUGAAGCUGGAUUUGAAAACCAAAUCCCAAAAUGGAGUGAUGGAAUUUAACACCUCUGGCUCCACCAACGUGGACACAGGCAAGGCCGGGGGCAACCUCGAGACCAAGUACAAGAUGAAGGAGAUCGGCCUGUCCUUAACGCAGAAGUGGAACACAGACAACACUCUCGGCACUGAGGUGGCUGUGGAAGACCAGCUAACACAGGGGCUUAAAGUGGCUCUCGACACUUCGUUCGUCCCGAACACAGGGAAGAAGAGCGGGAAGCUGAAAUCCAGCUACAAGCGCGACUACAUCAACCUGGCCUGUGACCUGGACUUUGAGGGUCCCAUUGUCCACUCGUCCGCCGUCUUGGGCUAUGAGGGAUGGCUGGCUGGCUAUCAGAUGGCCUUUGACACGGCCAAGUCCAAGCUGGUGCAGAAUAACUUUGCUCUAGGCUUCAAGGCCCAGGACUUCCAGCUUCACACGAACGUGAAUGAUGGAACAGAGUUCGGUGGCUCCAUUUACCAGAAGGUGAAUGAUCAGCUGGAAACUGCUGUGACCCUGGCUUGGACGGCAGGCAGCAACAACACACGAUUUGGCAUUGCUGCCAAGUACCAGCUGGACAAGGACGCCUCCAUUUCAGCCAAAGUAAACAAUGCUAGUCUGAUUGGAGUUGGCUACACUCAGAGCCUGCGACCAGGAGUCAAGCUCACUCUUUCGGCGCUAGUCGACGGCAAGAACUUCAACUCAGGAGGUCACAAGGUUGGCAUGGGAUUCGAACUGGAGGCGUAGAGGUCCUUCUCUGAAUGACAUGACAAAUAAAUGACAAAGAGCUGAGAGCCCA
Molecule: messenger RNA, 1055 nt
Organism: Alosa alosa (allis shad)
Lineage: Eukaryota; Metazoa; Chordata; Actinopteri; Clupeiformes; Clupeidae
Product: Voltage-dependent anion-selective channel protein 2-like
Exons: 10
Coding region: 155-1003 (282 amino acids)
Biological process (GO): monoatomic anion transmembrane transport
Cellular component (GO): mitochondrial outer membrane
Molecular function (GO): voltage-gated monoatomic anion channel activity
Source: RefSeq, a predicted model, not a curated record